Sceloporus undulatus (fence lizard) is the source of this 3667-nucleotide messenger RNA. It is a transcript of the gene AIP, whose product is annotated as aryl hydrocarbon receptor interacting protein. The transcript is spliced from 6 exons. Lineage: Eukaryota; Metazoa; Chordata; Lepidosauria; Squamata; Phrynosomatidae. The record is from RefSeq and is a predicted model, not a curated record. Gene Ontology annotation, molecular function: peptidyl-prolyl cis-trans isomerase activity; protein binding. The coding region runs from base 64 to 1056 and encodes 330 amino acids.
UGCCGAAGCGCCCAUCAGUCGGCUACCGAAGCGUUCGAAGCAGGAUUCCAGUGAGGAGCCAUCAUGGCGGACGUGGUCGAGCAGCUCCGGGCGGAUGGGAUCCAGAAGCGGUUGGUGCAGGAAGGCCGGGGGCCUCUCCCCGACUACGAGGACGGCACCAAGGCUACCUUCCACUACCGCACACUGCUCUGCAGUCCAGACCAAAAAGUAUUGGAUGACAGUCGUACACAGGGUAAACCCAUGGAGCUCAUUAUUGGCAAGAAGUUCAAGCUGCCUGUCUGGGAGACCAUCCUCCAGACUAUGCGGGAGGGAGAGAUGGCUGAGUUCUUGUGUGACACCAAGCAUGUGGUCUUGUACCCAAUGGUGUCAAAGAGCUUGAGGAAUAUUGCAGCUGGAAAAGAUCCACUGGAGGGGCAACGGCACUGCUGUGGUAUUGCUCAAAUGCAUGAGCAUCAUUCCUUGGGUUACCCAGAUCUUGAUGAGCUCCAACAAAACCCCCAGCCCCUCAUCUUUGCCAUUGAGAUGCUCAAGGUGGAAAGCCCAGGCUCAUACCGGCAGGACCCUUGGGCCAUGUCAGAUGAGGAGAAGAUGAAGGCUGUUCCUCUGAUCCACCAGGAAGGCAAUGAACUCUACAAGGAAGGCAAAGUGCAGGAGGCAGCUGCCAAAUACUAUGAUGCCAUCGCUUGCCUUAAGAACCUGCAAAUGAAGGAGCAGCCAGGGUCCCCUGACUGGAUUCAACUGGACCAACAGAUCACCCCCUUGCUGUUGAAUUACUGCCAGUGUAAACUGCUGAAUCAUGAAUACUAUGAAGUUCUGGAUCACUGUUCUUCCAUUCUCAACAAGUAUGAAGAUAACGUCAAGGCCUAUUUCAAGAGAGCCAAGGCACAUGCAGCUGUCUGGAAUGCAACGGAAGCUCAGGCUGACUUUGCAAAGGUGUUGCAGCUGGAUCCAUCCUUGGGCCCAGUGGUUGCUCGGGAACUGCGCAACCUGGAGACCCGCUUACGUGAGAAAGACAAUGAGGAUAAAAUCCGUUUCAAAGGCAUUUUCUCCCAGUAGCUGCUGUGCCAACUGUUGCUGCCACCCCUGCCCUCACUCGGGACUGCUCAAGCUUUGCCUGUAGUGCUCCUAGGGAAGGCAGCAUGAAUGGGACUGUGUGCGUUUCUGUUGGGGUUAGCCUACCCUCCACACAGUGCUUGCAGCAAGGGAAUUGGCCUUUCUUGUCAAGUGUGUGUCAUCUCUAUAUGAAUACCACCAUCUGCUACUGCCAAAGCAAGUGGGACAGAGAAAGAGAGCCCUUCUGAUUCACCAGGCCAGAGAUAGUAUGUAAAGCUUGCCAAGGGGGUAGCUAUCAGAUUUAACAUGAAGCCUCCCUGUUGUCCCUAGAAUUUAUUCUUUCUUCCAUUUGUUGCAUAUGGUGCCUUUUCCUUUCCUGCUCAUGGUGGGGGAAGAUUUGUUUCCUGAGCUGGCUCAGUGUCUUAAGGGCUGCCUGUAGAUGGUGGCUGUGGCUUUGAGGAAGGUUAUGGGCCAGGGCUUCCCUUCCAUUCUGCAGUUUGGGAUCAGGUGGAUCCUGAUGUUUGCAGCAGUAUUUUCUGUGUCUAAGAUGCCAGAGAAGAGAGAGGGGAAUAAUCUUCUUUGCAUGAUGAGAGCUGCAUGGGCAUCUUUGUCCCUUUCUACUGCGGUGUGCAGUAGCUGUGUGCAGUAGCACAUUGCCUCUGACCUCUGGAGUCUAAGUCGGCAUGGUGAUCACUAGAUAAUGAUGUCUUUUGCUGGUUCCUUGCUUCUACUUGGGUUUAUGGGAUUAUGCACUUGACUCCACAUCGUAGUGUCUGUGUUCAGUAUAAGUUUAUUAUUAUUUUUAUUUAUUAUUUGCAAAAGGUAAAACACAAUUACAUCACAUUCUACUUUAAAAACGCAAGCUAAAAUACAAAUUUACAAAACUGAGGCCUCAUUCAAAACUCCAGACCAAAAUCUCCUGUGGUGCUCUGGUGGAACAUGAGCAUGAGAGUUGGACUUUGUAUAUUCUAUAAGAGGCAACCAAUUUUCCUUGAAUUGGUUACAGUUCUUUGCCAUAGAGGUUCUCCUGACAUCAUCUGUAAACUUCUCCAUUAACCAUCCUUCCCAGAACUUUGUCCACCAUUGAUCCUUCCCCUUUUGCCUUCCCAUUGCCACUGGCCACAAAUUGUUCUCCAAAUCGUGCUUCUGGGAAGACAGGCUUAGAUCCCCUGUUGUGUGUCUCCAGUAUAAACAUGAUGCUUGGGUGCAUGGGAGUAACUUGUUUCAAGAUUUUAGCUUGCUUAAGACCUGAACCUAAUCCUUUUAUAUUAAAUGAAACUAUUCUGGCACUAUCCAUUAUAGUUUUAUAACAGAAAAAAAGGAAAUUCUUCCUUAGGAACCUCUGUGGGGUCUAGUAGAGGUUAUGCUAGCAGUCUCGUAGAUCCCUGUAGGUGCCAAAUUUCCCAUAAAUUCACAGCCCCUACGCUUUAAAAAUAUAGACGUAUAACAUAUAGUCGGAAAUGAAUUUUAAAACAUUAAUUUAAAAGUAUGAGCAAAUAGUCAUGACCUCCUCUAAAAGUAGGGGAGGAGAAAUAACCAACAUCAAGGAGAAUAAUUAGCAUUCUUCUUAUAACAGCUUAUUUUCUAAUAUGGAACCUAGUUCUCCCCUUCUGUUUCCCUAGUCAUACAAACUGGCUUCUCAACAGAUUGUCCAGUUGAUUGUCUGAAUGAUGGUGAAACUCUGAGAGCUACCGUGCCUUCUUUUUUUCUUAGGAGAACACUCAGAAAUUAUAUGUGUUGGUAAAACUUCUGAGGAGUGACUGGCAGGUAAUAGGGGAUUGAUUGCUGCUGUGGCUACAGUUGCUGAUUGUAGCUCUGAUUUAACUACUUCUAAUUUACUCAAGAUAACUUGUUGUUCCUCAGGCGAAAGGGUGAUGAACAACUGCACCAAUUCUUCCUCUUCCUCUAUAAAGUCAACCAGUUUCUGUGUCUUCCUAAUAAAUGGGUCAAUUAUGUUAUCUUUCUGGCUUACUUCUUUUUCUAUCUCUGAGUUGUUUUGAACAGCUUGCAGUGGAGAGAGUUGCUGUUUGAGGUUGUGUUCCUUAAGAGUUGUAGUUGCCUCUCUCAGGCUUGGUUCUCUUUUCAAAAUUUAUCAAUGGGUUGUAUUUUAUUGUUGCAAAACAUGCAUAAAGGUGUGAUGGAAAAUCUUCUCAACCAUCUCCUUUUAAAAAAAAAUCAGUUUAGGAAAGGUAGUGUGUCUGAAUGUUAGUAUUACUUUAACACAGCCAAGCUGACUGGGUAACCAGAAAAUUUCUGUUAACUCAUUAGUAUAAAACUUGCAUUGAAGAAGUUGAGAGUGAGAGUGGAGAAGUUCCAGCUUAUUGUGCCACCUCCCUUCAUUGAAGAGGUUAAUUGCAAUUGUAGCAAAAUCCUACUUCAUUGUAGUGUCAGUUUCUCUUUAUUGGUUUCUCUACAGACAUUGGCUUGUGCUGUAUGUAAACACUGAGAGCAGUCUGAGCAGUCAAGUAGGAUUAAUUACUGAUUGCUCAGGGGGUUUUGUUGCAGACUCUCCCAAUAUAUCUUUCAAUUCGUCCACUUUUCUAUUAAUACCCAGUAGGUGCUUAAAGACUACAAUGACUGUCUUAGCUGUCAAUAAACAGUUUUUAGCAACCAA